AUGCAUCAAACGACGCGUCUCCUCGCUCUCCUGACGCUGCGUCAGUGCUUAAGCGACGGCAAACGAGCGUGUCUCACGGUCUUCCGAAGCAUUGAGGGGAAGUAUCGCUCUCGACAGCGACUUUGCAGCGGUUCCCGCCAGUUCCAGCGCCUCGUCGCCCCUUGUACAUUCUGUAAUAACGGCACGAAGACGUCGGAUCAAGCAUGGCGCCAAGUUGCGGCACUGGGCGUCGUUCUAGGCGGGUUGGCACUCACACAUGUUUCGCUCACGCUGGACUCUGAUGCGGCGCUGGAAAGCAGAACUACUCCGAAGAUUCGACGAGGAGGCAACAUCCACCACGAGUACGAGAUCUUGGACGAAGUGGUGGGGGAAGGAGGCUACUGUGUCGUGCAAAAAGGCGUGGACAGACGCACGGGGGAAGUCGUGGCUGUCAAGAUGCUGAGCAAGAGUGAGACGUCUGCGAGGGAGUUCUGGAGUGAAGUGGACGUGCUCCGAGUGGCUGGACAACACCCAAAUAUUUUGGAGCUACGGGGCACGUACGAGACGGAGGACUGCUGGUUUAUUGUGCAAGAGUUGGCUCAAGGUGGCGAGCUGUUUGACCAUCUGGUGGCCAAUGGAGCUUACUCAGAACGACAAGCUAGUGACACGAUUCGUCAAUUGUGUGAUGCAUUGCAGUACUUGCAUCGCAAGGGAAUUGUGCAUGGAGAUAUCAAGCCUGAGAACAUUUUGCUGCACAAAGGACGCAUGUGUUUAGUGGAUUUUGGCGUUUCCUUCCGUAUGGGUGAGCGCUUCUUUUGCGACUCCCAUUUGAUGGGGACUGUGGCGUACGCGGCACCGGAAACACUGGAGCAUGGUGCGUUGAUCCAUCGAAGGAAUGUUAGAGAUGAACUGAGAAAAGCCGGAGUGGACGAAGAUGCUGCGCAGAUGGACGAAAGCGAUGAGGAUCUUGAUGAUCAAGCGGGUCCGGAUGCGAUCAAGUUUGGACCCAAAUCCGACAUGUUUGCAUUGGGCAUUGUGCUCUACAUCUUGCUGUGUGGCUCGCACCCUUUCGACACGUAUAACAAUCUACCUGAUGAAGAGAUACGAAAGCGAAUUCUCCAAGGAAAGUUCCGCACACAGUCCCGGGCGUGGCGAUCUAUCUCGCCAUCCGCUCGUGAUUUGAUCCAGAAGCUGCUCGAGAUUGACCCUAACAAGCGAUUGAGUGCGGAGCAAGCGCUUCAGCACCCGUGGUUGCGUAAUCAGUACCAAGUUAGCCCAGAGCCGAUGAAAAACUCGGCUGAGCUGCUGGAAAAGUUCCAACGCGGACGUCGUCGCUUACGUGCAAGUAUUCUGGCCGUUCUUCUGAUCGAUGCCAUGGCUGAGAAUCUGGACGAGGAUGACAACCAAGAGCUGGAAAGUGUGAAGCGUACUUUUGCUUGGGGUCUCAGUUCAAGCGUCGAAGCGCUGAACGAGAAAACCAAUGCGCUUCUUUCUACUUUGCACUUCUUCGACAAAGAGGGUAAAGGAUUUAUUUCCAAGAGUGAUCUCGCGCGUGUGAGCGAGAGCUUGGGCAAGCAUAUGAGUGAAACUGAGCUGAACGAGAUGCUUGUAGGGGCCAGUGGUGAUCCCGAGCAAAAUGCGUCGUCUGUAGAGGCUGUCGAUUACGACAAUGUGAAGAUGACCAUAUCUACGCUGCGAUCUGCGACUUACCGUCCUGGCGAAGCCAUCAUUCGUGAAGGACACGCUGGCUCGCACAACGUCUACUUAUUGUUGGACGGUGAGGUCGAAGUUUCGUGUAAGAACCCCAUAAAGAAGUCUCAACCUACCGACGAGACUGACGAAGAUGCUUGUAUCUCAAGCACAUCGGCGUUUGACCGCACAGAUAGCUUUACCGGGUCCGUGCCACGUCCGCCUUGGCCAGAUUUCAUUCAAUCACGAUCGAAUACGUCGGGUUGUGAAGAGAUGAAGCUCCGGUGUUUGCCGAAGGGAACAUUCUUCGGUGAGAUCGAGUUGGUGCGUCCUGAUGGACGGUUCCUGCCUCGUAUCGCCACCUAUCGUUGCGCUGAAGGCAGCAGCACGCCAUGUAAAGUGUUGCAGCUUGUGGCAGAUGAUUUUUUGAACCUGAAGGGGACGUAUGAGUCGAUCAACAACCGCCUUGAGAAAACCGCGCACCGCCAUGUGCAGCAGCAUUUGCUUCGAUGUGUGGAAGCCGCAAAGGGGUCUGUAAAGAUGCGUACGCUCGGUACUGGUGACUUCAUCUACAGGGAAGGCGAUCCGUGCGAUUCAGUAUUCAUCUUGCUGGAUGGACAAGUGGAAGUUCUGAAAGCAAAAGAGGGAGUCGUUGUAGAAGAGCUGAAUCCUGGAGACUACUUUCCGCUGGGUGUACCAGGUCAAACCGAACCAUGCAAGAUUGCCACCCGUCACUCAAGUGUUCGAUGUACUCAGCCCGUGAAAGUGGUCGAAAUUGGUGGCGAGACUUUUCGCAGUUUCCUAAGCAGCAACAAGUUCCUAGCCGCAUACUUCCGUGAGGAGGUCAUGGUGCGGGAGCGACGGCGUCUUGAUCGGUUGACGACGGCAUUAUAG
Peronospora matthiolae is the source of this 2562-nucleotide messenger RNA. The record is from the annotation of a GenBank genome assembly. Lineage: Eukaryota; Oomycota; Peronosporomycetes; Peronosporales; Peronosporaceae.